Molecule: messenger RNA, 1964 nt
Organism: Benincasa hispida (wax gourd)
Lineage: Eukaryota; Viridiplantae; Streptophyta; Magnoliopsida; Cucurbitales; Cucurbitaceae
Product: E3 ubiquitin-protein ligase RSL1-like
Biological process (GO): protein ubiquitination
Molecular function (GO): RNA-DNA hybrid ribonuclease activity; ubiquitin-protein transferase activity; zinc ion binding
Source: RefSeq, a predicted model, not a curated record
GAUAAUUUCUUUUCGGAGGAAAAACAAACGCUUUCUAGGAAGGAAGUACUUAAUUGAGUCAUUCAAAAGUUGAAAGAGCGGCCAAUUGCAAUUGGUAACCACCUUAUAGCAGCGUUUCUCGUCGGAAUCCAUGGCGGUCGGAGAAAUGAACAUCGAUUCCGACCUAGACGACGAUGAACUCGCCUAUGACUUGCAAUUGGAAGAAGUCAUUGCCGCUUCACUAAAUCACCUCUCCUCUACUUCCCAAUUUCCUUCACCAUCGACUUCAUCACGGCCAUCGCCAUUUCUCGACGACGAUUACAAGAAUCUCGAUGCGAUUAUGUUAUUGGACAAUGACGCUUUGGAGGACGAGGACGAGUUGGACCAUCGGCUUCAUGACCUUGUCGCCGGAGACGUUAUCAACGUCUCUGACGACGAGUGGGAUGAGUACGAUUGGUUGUCCUUCCGUACGAGCGUAUCUACUCUCGAUAUGUUAGGUAAUCAUUUUUUUGAUCCCGAAGGUUUCAGAUUGUAUUUCAAGGGUUUGGUUAGCGAAGAGAGUGUCGGAGAUGUAACAGUGAUUGUGGUGGCUGUUUUCGAUCGGAGAAAUAAUUUAUUGAUGGAAGUGAGGAAGCCAUUGGAAACUGUUAGAGAACGCGAGGCUAUCAAUCCCGUGGUUGCUGAGCUUAUGACUUUAAUUGAAGGGCUUGAGGCGGCUCUUGUCUUUCCCUUGGAAAGAGUUUCCAUCUUCUGCGAUGACCGUACGCUUUACCGAUAUGUUACAGACAGAUUAAGGCCAAGAAUGAGCAAGGUUGCACGAUUAGUCGAACGAGUAUCUUUUCUUCGAGGGCACUUCACUUAUUGUGAACCCAUUUUGGUAGAACGUAAUGAUGUGAAAUUUGCCUUUAUGUUAGCAAACGAAGCCAUAGGGUUUAGGGCUGCUGCAGAAACUGAGCACAGCAGGCAGUUGCUAGAGAACUGCAAGAUUUGUUAUGAAGAUAGGGAAUUGGAUCAAAUGUUUACAGUUGAUGGGUGCCUUCACAGAUACUGUUUUUCUUGCAUGAAAAAGCACGUAGAAGUGAAGUUUCUUGGUGGAUCUGAGGCAAAAUGCCCUCAUGAAGGUUGUGAAUCUACAGUGAGUAUUGAGAGCUGUGAUAAGCUUCUCCCACCCAAUGUAAUUGAAAUCAUACAACAACGCUUAAAGGAGUCUUCCAUCCCUUUUUCAGAGAAAGUUUAUUGCCCACAACCCAGAUGCUCUGCUUUGAUGUCAAAAACUGAAGUUUUGGAGUAUACAAAAGACACUCAUGAGAAUGCAGAGCGAUCUGGCGUCAGGAAUUGCAUGAAAUGCCACCAACUUUUUUGCGUCAAAUGCAAAAUCUCCUGGCACAACAGUAUGACCUGUGAGGCCUACUGGAAGUUAAGCCAUAACACUCAAACAGCAGAUGCGAAGCUGAAGACUCUGGCCAGAGAGAAUUUGUGGCAACCAUGUGCAAGAUGCAGCCAUUUGGUUGAACUUGCAGAAGGAUGCUACCACAUCAUUUGCAGAUGUGGGUAUGAGUUUUGCUAUUCUUGUGGAGCUGAGUGAGAGAACAAGCAACCGACGUGUUCUUGUCCCAUAUGGGACGAACAGCACAUCAUAAAUGAUGCACUUUAAAGGAUCGAUGGCGGUGACAUCUUGUGACAUUUGCUUGAAGAAUUCUUAUGGAUUCUGGUAAAUAUUUUUCACUUUCCUAUGGAAUUAGUUAAGAUUAUAGUACCUGCAGGCUGCAAUAUUUAAAAUUACUUUCAGUGUUGACUUUGUUCUUUCUAUUGAAUCUUGAUAGUUCUAGACAUACUUAUAUAGGAGUUCAGCUGGCCUUAGGAAUAUUUAACAAAAAUAUGAGAAGGAAAGUUGCUUUUCCACUUCUCAUAGUGUUUUUCUUUCUUUUAGUUCACUUCUAAUAAUGCUUAUUAUUGGUGCAUUAGUGGUUUAAAUUGAGAUAUUA